UUCCAGAAAAUUAAAGACUCUCCAAGAAAAUUCCUUUCUCUAGAAACUUAUAGACUAACAACAAAAUUCUUCUUGAACUAUCCUUUGCUUUUUUGCUUCAACAUAUAUAUAAAUUCCAACUGUGCAAUCCAUUCAACCAACACAACAAAAAUAUAACUCAUAUAUCAGUAGUAUACUCGUCACAUUCCUAAGUUCUACUUACUAUCAUCAAAUCAAAAAAUGGAAAAAGCAAAAGUUCAUGUUAUGAAUCUUCUUGUCUUAGCAACGAUUAUAGCCGUUCUUCCAUCAAAAACCCAAGCUUUAAUGCCAUACACACGCCCAUUCUUCGACUUAAUGUUCCCACAAGAAGACCCAAUUAAGAUUCUUGAACAAACCCCACUUACAAUUCCUAAAGGGAUUGAUCAAUCAAUCGCCUUAUUAGCUCGUACAGAUUGGAAAGAAACAUCAAAAGAACACAUAAUUUCACUUGACAUUCCGGGGAUGAAAAAGGAAGAUAUCAAGAUCGAAGUUGAAGAAAACAGAGUGUUGAGAAUUAGUGGGGAGAGAAAAACAGAGGAGGAAAAUAUCGAAGGUGAGAAAUGGCAUAGAGUUGAGAGAACUUCUGGAAAGUUCUGGAGACAAUUUAAGCUUCCAAGGGAUGUUGAUUUGGAACAUAUUAAAGCUAAUUUGGAAAAUGGGGUGUUGAAGAUUACUGUACCAAAAUUAGCUGAGGAAGAGAAGAAACAGGGUAAAGUGAUUAGUAUUUCUGAACCAGUAGUAAACGGUGAAGAUAUUAAAGCUACUAAAGCUGCAAUGUAAAAGGAAGUGUACAAUGUGAUUAUUGUUCAUAAUCAUAUCUUGUAUUUUUUAAAAUCAUGUUUGUUGGUGUGAAUUACUGUUAAGUUUGGGUUAAUUAAGGUUCUGUAAUUGAGCUACACAGAUGAAGAUGUCAUAAUGUAAGAGUCCUUGUUUAUCUUAUGUGAUAAAAAAAAAAUGUUUUGCUAUUA
This is a messenger RNA of Solanum dulcamara, 986 nucleotides long. RefSeq names its product 22.7 kDa class IV heat shock protein-like. The record is from RefSeq and is a predicted model, not a curated record. Gene Ontology annotation, biological process: response to heat; protein folding; response to salt stress. NCBI's taxonomy places the organism in Eukaryota, Viridiplantae, Streptophyta, Magnoliopsida, Solanales, Solanaceae. Bases 220 to 798 code for a protein of 192 amino acids. The transcript has a single exon.